AUGCGGCUGCCCCUGCUCCUCCUUGUUGGGUUCCUGGAAUUUCACUACACAGGCCCAUUCCUGGUGCGUCUGGCUGGGGGCCCCAGUGAGUGCGUGGGGCGCGUGGAGAUCAACUACAAGGGCCGCUGGGGCUCGGUGUGUGACGACGAGUGGGACCUGGCCGACGCAGCCGUGGUGUGCAGGCAGUUGGGCUGCGGCACCGCGCUCUCUGCCCCGGUGGGCGCCUGGUUUGGGGAGGGCACUGGCCCCAUCUGGCUCAAUGAGGUCCGGUGCCAGGGCUCAGAGCAACAUCUGCGCCACUGCCGCCACCGGGGCUGGCGCCAGCAUGUCUGCAGCCAUGAGGAGGACGCCAGUGCCGUGUGCUCAGCUCACCGCUUCCUGCCCGUCAUCACCACCGAGCCCUCGGUGCAGCCGGCCCUUGGGGACCACAAACCCCCAGCACAGAGCACAGCCAGGCCGGCUUCCACCACGCCAGAGUACAGCGGUGCCCCCCUGCGGCUCGUGGGGGGCCCCCACAGCUGCGCAGGGCGUCUGGAGGUGCUUCACGGGAGCCAGUGGGGCUCGGUGUGUGAUGACGGCUGGGGGCUGCUGGAGGGCGCCGUGGUAUGCCGGGAGCUGGGCUGUGGCGCAGUUCAGGCUGCCCCCAGGGGGGCGCAUUUUGGGACUGGCACUGGCCCCAUCUGGCUGGAUGACGUGGGCUGCAGUGGGAAGGAGAUGUCGCUGAGGCAGUGCCGGGCACGGCCCUGGGGGCGCACCAACUGCCAGCACGACGAGGACGCCAGCGUCAUCUGCACAGGGGGUGCUGUGCUGCGGCUAGUGGGUGGCGCAGGUUCCUGCUCCGGGCGGCUGGAGGUUUUCCACCAGGGCCGCUGGGGCACAGUGUGCGAUGACAUGUGGGCGCUGCCAGGCGCAGCUGUGGUGUGCCGGGAGCUCGGCUGUGGGGACCCACUCUCUGCUCCCAGGGGGGCCUUUUUUGGUGAGGGCAGCGGUCCCAUCUGGCUGGACAACGUGCGGUGCCAGGGCAAUGAGUCGGCGCUGAGCCGGUGUCUGGCUGCACCAUGGGGCGUGCAUGACUGCCAGCAUGCGGAGGACGCUGGUGUGGUGUGUACAGACGAGUUGGCCCCUGUGAGGCAGCGCUUUGCCAAGCCCAUGGCCCCACAGCCACGAAUGCAGAAGCCACGGACGCAGAAGCCACGGACGCAGAAGCCCCGACCCCGGCUCCCUUCGGUGGCACAGGAGGAGACACAGGCACCAGCCCAGGUAUCCCCACAGGCAGUACUACCAGGGAAGUGGAAGCCGUUGUCGUUGCUGGAGGGCACCAGCCCCCGGGAGGCCGCCCAGCCAGAGGGGACCACGCGGAGCCCCCCGCCCUCAGGAGAGCCAGAGCUGCCCACUGCUGGACCCGUAGCCCAGGCUGUGACAGAUGCUGCCAUGCGGGUGAGCGGCCCCAGGGAUGGGCCUCGUCCUGAACGGCACGGAGCCCCAGGGACGCAGCGCCCCGUCCCGAAGAACCGGCGGCCCCGCCCCAAACCAUUGGGGACACGCACAGACGCCGUCCGGCACCGAACUCCUGCUGCCACCCCCACCCUCAGGGCCCGCGCUGGGGCCCGGACUGACCCCCACGUGCCUCGUCCCCCACUCUGGCCUGGGGACAGCACCCUGACGACUGUGGCCUCUGCAACCCACCCUCCCAGCCAGCCCCACAGCGCCUGGACCACCAGCCCCACAGCACCUGGACCAGCCUAG
Molecule: messenger RNA, 1746 nt
Organism: Malaclemys terrapin pileata
Lineage: Eukaryota; Metazoa; Chordata; Testudines; Emydidae
Product: soluble scavenger receptor cysteine-rich domain-containing protein SSC5D-like
Exons: 11
Coding region: 1-1746 (581 amino acids)
Cellular component (GO): membrane
Source: RefSeq, a predicted model, not a curated record